Messenger RNA from Neurospora tetraspora, 2010 nucleotides. RefSeq lists its product as uncharacterized. NCBI's taxonomy places the organism in Eukaryota, Fungi, Ascomycota, Sordariomycetes, Sordariales, Sordariaceae. The transcript has a single exon. The record is from RefSeq and is a predicted model, not a curated record. The coding region runs from base 1 to 2010 and encodes 669 amino acids.
AUGCCCAACAAUCUUGGACGCCGCCAAGGGUAUGGCCAGAAUAAUGGAGAAACGUGCACGACAACCCGCACCAUAACGGUUCCCGUUACCUUGGUGGACUAUACCUACACCACCAUUACGAUCUCCGCGAAUACAGGAGGCACGCCGAUAUUCCCAUCAACUGUCACCGUUUACUCUGGCUGUCCGAGCUCCUUGAGCAGUAUCCCUGGGUUGUCAUCCAAUUCCGCCAGCUCCUCCUCGAGCAGCAGCACACCAACUGGUUUCUCAACUACUACAAGUCCCAGCCAACCCAGCUCCAAUACCACAUCUAGUGCUACAUCAACUGCGUAUACUUCUAGCGCCCUUUCACUUUCCUCAUCGUCCCCCCCUAUUCCAUCAAGCAGUGGCACUGCAUUCCCAUCUGGCGUAUCUACUACCCAAACGGGCUCCCCGUUAUUCGGCAACUCAACCACCUAUGCUGUUACAUCGACUUCAUCGGGAAAUAUUCCCGGAACAGGCUCAACAGCCGUGCCAACCACCAGCAGCUUUACAGGACCCUCCAGCAGUAGCUCAUCCUCUAACGAAACUUCGACCCUGAGCACUCGUCUUCCCAUCCCCACCAGUCUUCUUAGCUCUUCUUCGACGCCCGCCGAGACUUCGUCCACUUUCAGUUCAUCAUCAGAAGUGACAGCCUCUUCGAGCAGCAGCAGUGAAAGCAGUGUGGUAACAUCUUCCACGUCACUCGCGUAUGGCUCGAUUAGCUCGGUUUCUACCAACACGAGAGCCGAUGUCGACUCUACGUCAGGAAGGACUCACACCAUAGGCACGACGACCGUGACAGUGACCCAAGAAGUCACCGCGACUGUGGACGUCCCAAAUGAACUGGAAACUACCGUUACCGACAAAGAUGGAGACUCUCCUUCUACCUCGGUCGUAGUCCUGACAUCCACAGGCCAUAUCACUGUCACUAUUACGCCUGGCACCAUUUCCUCUACAAGUAUUCCGGACAUCGACACAAGCGCAGCAGAUGCUCUUUUCACUACUACCAACUCUGCUGUUCCGUCAGUUGUUGAUGGUGCCCCGGUCAGCUACACUGAAAGUGAAGUCUCUUACCAGUCUACUACGAGCUAUGAAGCGACUUCUUCGUCUUCAAUUGGUAGUAGUGUGACGUCCGGCGAUGUCACGACUGGGAUAUCGACAACUGAAUAUUCGACUAGCACACAGGCAACAGAGUCUGUGACUGGGUCUUCAACAUUACCUGGGAGUUCGGAGUCUACCACGGCGUCAACAGUCUUCAGCUCAAUCCCAGUAUCCUCGACCGGCACACAAUCAACAGAUUCUGUGACUGAGUCUUCCACGACCCCAGGGACUUCAGAGUCUACUACAACCCCAACAAUCUCCAGCUCCAUCCCAUUAUCCUCGGCCAGCGAUUUCCCUUCAUCAAGCGAAGGAAUUCCUUCAACUACCCUUCCCAGUAGUAGCACGUCUUACUCGUCCAGUGAUGACAGCACACCAGCUUCAUCAGUCACUUCUGUGCCUGCCAGUGACACGUCAACUCCUACAACUUCUCUGUCAUCGCUCUCAGCCACCGAGACAAUCACGCCCACAGUUACCUCUUCGUGGUUGACAGGUGUUCCCGCACCCUCUUCUACUUCGAUCUCACCAUCCACCAGCCAAGACUCCUCAGACUCCAUCCCAGCAUUGUCAACAUCAUACGACAGUGGCUAUAGCUUUACGCUUCCGGCGUCCUCUUCCGAGACCUCAGAAGCUACUACUUCGUUCGCCAGCCAGACGUCGUCGGGGAUCCCUGAAGGUGUCAGUUCAACCGCUGCGGUUACGGGAUCAGAAGAAACCUUGACGACGCCGUUCCCGACCACACUGUCCACGAUAUCCGUCCCGUCCUCCUCCCAGUCCUCUGGCGAUGAUUCGACAGCGACUUCUUCUGCUGAGGGGAGCGAGAGCACUACUUAUGGUGCAGAGCUGAGGAAGAUUAGUGGGGGUCAGGACUUGGGUCAGAUUCAGGGAAUAUAA